AUGGCUCGCACCAAACAAACUGCCCGCAAAUCAACUGGAGGAAAAGCUCCACGUAAACAAUUGGCGACCAAAGCUGCUCGCAAAUCAGCCCCAUCAACCGGCGGAGUUAAAAAACCACACAGAUAUCGUCCAGGAACUGUCGCCCUUCGAGAAAUUCGUCGCUACCAAAAAUCAACUGAAUUGUUGAUCCGCAAACUUCCAUUCCAACGUUUGGUCAGAGAAAUCGCUCAAGAUUUCAAAACCGAUCUUCGUUUCCAAUCUGCUGCUAUUGGAGCUUUGCAAGUAUGUUUAUAAAAUCAGAUCAUUAUUGAUUUUCGAAUCAAAACAUUAUGUUUUCAGGAAGCCUCCGAAUCCUACUUGGUUGGACUUUUCGAAGACACUAACUUGUGUGCAAUCCACGCCAAACGUGUCACAAUCAUGCCAAAAGACAUGCAAUUGGCUCGCAGAAUCCGCGGAGAGCGCUCCUAA
This is a messenger RNA of Caenorhabditis angaria, 468 nucleotides long. NCBI's taxonomy places the organism in Eukaryota, Metazoa, Nematoda, Chromadorea, Rhabditida, Rhabditidae. The record is from the annotation of a GenBank genome assembly.